Molecule: messenger RNA, 1509 nt
Organism: Biomphalaria glabrata
Lineage: Eukaryota; Metazoa; Mollusca; Gastropoda; Planorbidae
Exons: 2
Coding region: 1-1509 (502 amino acids)
Source: RefSeq, a predicted model, not a curated record
AUGGAAACAUAUUAUCCAGCAUUCGUGGCACACCUUGAAACUACUGGAGACCAAGUGGAUGUUGCUGUUCGUCAAGAUAGUUUGAAUCUCCUCCAUACCAUAACAUUUGGGUCGCUGCGUGCCCUUCCAUACGCACCACCUACACUACCAUAUGCACCACCUACCCUACCAUAUGCACCACCUACCCUACCAUAUGCGCCACCUGCACUACCAUAUGCACCACCUACCCUACCAUAUGCACCACCUACACUACCAUAUGCACCACCUACCCUACCAUAUGCGCCACCUGCACUACCAUAUGCACCACCUACCCUACCAUAUGCACCACCUACACUACCAUAUGCACCACCUACCCUACCAUAUGCACCACCUACCCUACCAUAUGCGCCACCUGCACUACCAUAUGCACCACCUACCCUACCAUAUGCACCACCUACCCUACCAUAUGCGCCACCUGCACUACCAUAUGCACCACCUACCCUACCAUAUGCGCCACCUGCACUGCCAUACGCACCACCUACCCUACCAUAUGCGUCACCUGCACUACCAUAUGCACCACCUACCCUACCAUAUGCGCCACCUGCACUACCAUAUAUGCCACCUACCCUACCAUAUGCACCACCUACCCUACCAUAUGCGACACCUGCACUACCAUAUGCACCACCUACCCUACCAUAUGCGCCACCUAUACUACCAUAUGCAUCACCUACCCUACCAUAUGCACCACCUACCCUACCAUAUGCACCACCUACACUACCAUAUGCACCACCUACCCUACCAUAUGCGCCGCCUGCACUACCAUACGCACCACCUACCCUACCAUAUGCACCACCUACCCUACCAUAUGCACCACCUGCACUACCAUACGCACCACCUACCCUACCAUAUGCACCACCUACCCUACCAUAUGCACCACCUACCCUACCAUAUGCGCCACCUGCACUACCAUACGCACCACCUACCCUACCAUAUGCACCACCUACCCUACCAUAUGCACCACCUACACUACCAUACGCACCACCUACCCUACCAUAUGCGCCACCUGCACUACCAUACGCACCACCUACCCUACCAUAUGCACCACCUACCCUACCAUAUGCACCACCUGCACUACCAUAUGCGCCAUCUGCACUACCAUAUGCACCACCUACCCUACCAUAUGUGCCACCUGCUCUACCAUACGCACCACCUACCCUACCAUAUGCGCCACCUGCACUACCAUACGCACCACCUACCCUACCAUAUGCACCACCUACCCUACCAUAUGCACCACCUGCACUACCAUAUGCGCCAUCUGCACUACCAUAUGCACCACCUACCCUACCAUAUGUGCCACCUGCUCUACCAUAUGCACCACCUACCCUACCAUAUGCACCAUCUACCCUACCAUAUGCACCACCUACCCUACCAUAUGCGCCACCUACACUACCAAGUGUACAUACGCCCAACAGUAAUGCAACGUGCAAUGUGCCCAUCUUCCCUACCAUGAGCACCUAUACCCUACAGUAA